AAGAGACAGUUUGCGACGGUCUCCUCCACCACUCCUCCAAUACCCCAGACCGUGAUUGAGAAGGUCGUUCAAAAAUAUGCUGUCGGCCUCCCAGAGGGAAAGGUCGUCAAGGCAGGCGACUAUGUUAUGAUUCGACCAGAGCAUGUCAUGACUCAUGACAACACAGGACCUGUGAUAUCCAAGUUCAACUCCAUUGGUGCCAGCCGAAUUAACAAUCCAAGACAACUAGUCUUUACUCUGGAUCAUGACGUUCAGAACAAGUCGACCAAGAACCUUGCGAAAUACUAUAACAUCGAGACCUUUGCCCGCAAGCACUCUGUCGACUUCUUCCCCGCAGGACGCGGUAUCGGUCACCAGAUUCUCGUCGAGGAAGGCUAUGCCUUUCCCUAUACCAUGACUGUGGCGUCAGAUAGCCACAGUAACAUGUAUGGAGGCGUAGGCUGCGUCGGAACACCUAUCGUCAGGACGGAUGCUGCUGCUAUCUGGGCCACCGGAAAAACCUGGUGGCAAGUUCCACGCAUGAUCAAGGUCGAGCUUCGAGGGCAUCUCGCUCCAGGAGUCACUGGAAAGGAUGUCAUUGUCGCACUCUGUGGUUCAUUCAACCAGGACGAAGUGCUCAACGCGGCCCUCGAGUUCACAGGCGACGGUAUCGCUGCUCUCUCUGUCGAUGACAGGCUAGCGAUUUCGAACAUGACUACGGAGUGGGGUGCCCUUGUCGGCCAUUUCCCUGUCGAUGAUACGCUGUUGGAAUGGUAUGAAGGCGUACUCAAGCGGUUAGAGCUCCGGACAUUUGCAUCAGCAACGGACUCUUCUAUCCCACCACCACCAGAGCACCCUCGUAUCAACCGCCAAAGAUUGGACUCUGUGCGUGCCAACCGCCUGGCUUCAGAUCCUGGAGCCGAGUAUGCUUCGCAUCUCGUUCUGGACCUUGCCACACUCGUGCCACACGUUUCCGGACCCAACUCCGUCAAAAUCUCCACCCCUCUCCCCGAGCUCGAAGCCUCGCAUGUCCCAAUCCAAAAGGCUUAUCUCGUGAGUUGCACCAACUCACGCGUUUCGGACAUCGCUGCCGCCGCAGCUGUCGUCCGUGGCCACAAAAUUGCACCCGGAGUGGAAUUCUACAUCGCCGCCGCCAGUUCCGCUGUACAACAAGAGAGCGAGCGCCUGGGUGACUGGGAUGCUCUCGUUCAGAGCGGCGCAAAGACCCUUCCCGCUGGAUGCGGCCCUUGCAUCGGUCUCGGCGUCGGUCUGCUCGAGGAGGGGCAGACUGGUAUCAGUGCGACGAACCGAAAUUACAAGGGUCGCAUGGGCCACCCCAAUGCUCAAGCAUAUCUCGCUAGUCCUGCUGUGGUCGCCGCCAGCGCCAUAAAGGGAUAUAUCUGCAGUCCUGACUCGCUUGACCCCGCCGCACUCCCUCCCACGAAGGCCCCUACCUUCUUUGCUAACACUCCUGAUGCGGCGGCAGCAUCGAAAACUGCGGCAGCCGCUAACGAGCCUAUACUCCCCGAGUUUCCUACAUCGUUCAGUGGGCCCCUCCUUUUCACUCCCCAAGACAAUCUUAACACGGACGGCAUCUACCCCGGGAAAUACACCUAUCAGGACGAUAUAACUCUCGAGCGUCAGGCCCAAGUCGUCAUGGAGAACUACGAUCCAACUUUCGCGUCCCUCGUCGCAUCCAUCCGAGAGAAGCAAGCACCGACCGCAUCGCCCUCCAACUCAGGGGCCAAGCAGGGUAUCAUACUCGUAGCAGGCUACAACCUCGGCACUGGAUCUUCUCGCGAACAAGCUGCUACAGCGCUCAAAGCAGCUGGUAUACCCCUCGUGAUCGCAGGUUCCUUCGGCGAUAUUUUCAAACGCAACUCGAUCAACAACGGUCUCGUCUGCAUCGAGUCUCCGGAGCUCAUCGCUGACCUCACCAAUGCUUAUGCUAAGGAUGGGAAGAGGGGAGCUGGUGGCAAAGACGGAGAGUUGACCGUGAACAAGGGACUGGAGAUCUCGGUCAGCAUGAAGGAUGGGACAGUCGUGGUGAAGGGUCUGGAGGGUGGUGAGAAGAACUAUAUCAUCAAGCCGGUUGGACCUAGCGUGCAGGAGUUGUGGAUCUGUGGAGGGUUGGAGGGAUAUAUCCUCAAAUCCAUACAGGCCGAUUCGCCAGCGGCGUCCCCAUGAGGACUCACAUCUAUUCUUUAUUCUGGGAACCUUCGAUGUAGGACCACACGACUUCUCGUACUAUGUAUCAAUAGCUUAUAAUAUUUGCCCAAGAAUGUCGUGUGCGGCUGCCCUAAUAAC
Stereum hirsutum FP-91666 SS1 is the source of this 2286-nucleotide messenger RNA. Its product is annotated as homoaconitase. The transcript has 2 exons. Gene Ontology annotation, molecular function: 4 iron, 4 sulfur cluster binding; homoaconitate hydratase activity. Gene Ontology annotation, biological process: L-lysine biosynthetic process. The record is from RefSeq and is a predicted model, not a curated record. NCBI's taxonomy places the organism in Eukaryota, Fungi, Basidiomycota, Agaricomycetes, Russulales, Stereaceae. Bases 127 to 2166 code for a protein of 679 amino acids.